Molecule: messenger RNA, 2696 nt
Organism: Polyodon spathula (Mississippi paddlefish)
Lineage: Eukaryota; Metazoa; Chordata; Actinopteri; Acipenseriformes; Polyodontidae
Product: transcription factor AP-2-alpha-like
Exons: 7
Coding region: 479-1756 (425 amino acids)
Biological process (GO): anatomical structure development; regulation of cell population proliferation; regulation of transcription by RNA polymerase II
Cellular component (GO): nucleus
Molecular function (GO): DNA-binding transcription factor activity, RNA polymerase II-specific; RNA polymerase II transcription regulatory region sequence-specific DNA binding
Source: RefSeq, a predicted model, not a curated record
UCUCUUUCUCCCUCUCCAUCUCUGAUUAGAUACACUGAUUGUCCAUUCAAUGGACGUCAUUUACAACAGACUCUGCCUUGAGUUGCUUCCUCGCUUCACGCUCGAUUUCCGACCAUUCUUCCCUUAUUAAGUAUUCGUGUAAUAUUAAUAGUCAUGAAUAUCUGCUAUUAGGAGUCCAGCGAACAAGCCGAUCACUGCUAUUAUGAGCUCAAGUGAGGCAGCAGCUCAGUGAAAGAACGAGAACAGAAGAAGGAUAUAAGAAACUUUAAAUAACCCCUGCAAGAGAAAACAUACUGCCUUUUGAAACCAAAUGAACGGCAGCAGGAAUUUAACCAGAUUCUGGUGGAUUAUUGUUCUUUCGUGACGCAUAUGAAUGUUUGGCGUUGCGAUCUUGUAGUAGUAGUAUAGCGCUGGGCUUUUAUUUUUCAUUUCCAUUAACUGAUAUUUUUACGUCUUGAUUGUUGGAACCGCUUCACUCAUGUUAGUGCACAGUUUUUCAGCGAUGGAUCGUCACGACGGCACAAGCAAUGGGACAGGCAGGUUACCUCAAUUGGGGACCGUGGGUCAGUCUCCUUACCCUAGCGCCCCUCCGCUCUCUCACACUCCAAAUUCUGAUUUCCAGCCUCCUUACUUCCCUCCACCUUAUCAGCCCAUUUACCCCCAGUCCCAGGACCCUUACUCUCAUGUCAACGACCAUUACUCCCUGAAUUCCCUUCACGCACAGCCGCAGCCCCAACACCCAGGCUGGCCAGGGCAAAGACAGAGCCAGGAAUCCAGUUUGCUGCAUCAGCAUCGCGGUCUACCCCAUCAGCUGUGCAGGGAUUACCGACGAGCUGAAGUUCUUCUGCCUGGAGGUCAUGGACUCGAUUCUGGACUAGAUUCUAUAUCCAUCCACGGAAUACCUCAUUCUCUGGAAGAUGUACAGCAUGUUGAAGAUCAAGGCAUUAACAUCCCAGACCAAACUGUAAUUAAGAAAGGACCCGUCUCUCUAUCCAAGAACAACAGUAGUGCUGUCUCCGCGGUCCCAAUCAACAAGGACGGUCUCUUUGGCGGGGUUGUAAACCCCAAUGAAGUGUUCUGUUCAGUUCCGGGUCGCCUGUCUCUUCUCAGUUCAACAUCAAAGUACAAGGUCACGGUGGCGGAAGUGCAAAGACGUCUCUCACCGCCUGAGUGCCUCAACGCCUCUCUGUUGGGAGGAGUGCUGAGGAGAGCAAAAUCGAAAAACGGAGGACGGUCUUUAAGAGAAAAAUUGGACAAAAUCGGAUUAAACCUGCCAGCAGGUAGACGUAAAGCAGCAAAUGUUACACUUCUGACAUCACUAGUAGAAGGGGAAGCGGUGCAUCUUGCGAGGGAUUUUGGUUAUGUAUGUGAGACCGAAUUCCCGUCCAAGGCAGUAGCUGAAUAUGUAAAUCGUCAACAUUCCGACCCAAAUGAACAAGUCCAAAGAAAAAACAUGCUGCUGGCAACAAAACAGAUCUGCAAAGAAUUCACAGACCUGCUGUCUCAAGACCGAACUCCCCUAGGGAACUCCCGGCCGCAACCAAUUCUUGAGCCAGGGAUCCAGAGCUGUUUGACCCACUUCAGUCUCAUUUCUCACGGCUUUGGGACCCCAGCAAUGUGCGCUGCCCUCACCGCUCUGCAGAACUAUCUUACUGAGGCGAUCAAAGCCAUGGACAAAAUGUAUCUCAACAACAACCCCAACAGCCACUCUGACAGCACCAAAAGUGGAGAAAAAGAUGAAAAGCACAGAAAGUGAUUAGUUUUUAUUAAAUAUAAAUAUUAUAUAUAAAUAUUAUUGAUCCAAACUACAACUUGCCAGUUCCUGUUUUCACGAUUUUCAAGACUGCUUUGCCCCACCCAAAUUUGGAGCCCCAGGGAACGAAGCAAAAAAAGAGAGAAAAAUAAUUUAAAAAAAAGAAUGAAUUAAACGAAAAGUGUGAUGGAGUCAUUUCCGAAAAGUCGUCGUACCCCACUUUGUGAACUUUUUAUGAACUUUGUUUUUAAUUGAGAUGCAACGGACUGAAAUACAGCAACACUUAUAUAACUCAAUUUACGAUGGUAGCCAUAUAAACAGAAGGUAAAGAGGAUGCAUUUUUAUCAGUAUUGUGAAUAAACUUGAAAAAAAAUCACAGAGUUCCAUGUCAUGACUUAGACUUUCCCUUCUAAGGUAAAGCGACCAACUUGACCUUCUAUUUCUACACGGUUCACGGUUAUUAUAUAAGUGAAUCAGUGUUCAAGUAUGUAUAUAUUUAUUUAUGUGUAAUUUAAUGGGAAUUGUAAAUAUGGUGCGUCUGUUUAAUCCUUUUUUUAUUUAUCUGGUGAUCUCGUUUGCCUCCUGUUUAGUGGGUUUUAAAUAUUCAGUUAGUUCUUCAUGUGGUUUUAUGGUUAGAAAAAUGGUAUUGGGGGUCUUUCUCUGGAAUAUAUCAACAAAGCCCUCUUGUAGCAUGUGGAGGCGACACUGAAACAAGUGAACAGAUUAAACAGAACUAAACUUGAGUUUUCUAUAUCAUUAUUAUUAUUACACCAAGUUUAUAUUUAAAAGACCAAAAGCUGGACCCUGACAAGAAAUUGAAGUGUUUUGUGGUUUCUAUACAAACCCUUGUGUGUUGUGCCAAGCAGAAUAACAUGCCCCUACUGUCCUCUCCCAGAAGCACCAUCAAAGCAAUAAAUUGAUAUUGUCUUAGGAAAAAAAAAAA